UCGACUUGCAUUUUCCCGAGUCGCGGCAGUCUGUUAUAUUUUGUGCGAGUGUGUGUGUGUGUACUUGUGGGGGAAGCAAAAGCAAAGCCAAAAAGUUUGUUUGAAAAAAGGUGUGCAAAUACAAAAAAGGAAAAGCAAAAACAAACUGGCGUCGUUGUUGUCAUCGUUGCGGCAAAGCAAAGAGGAAAAACACAAACCGCGUUGCAUUUUCGCCGUUGUUGUUUAGCGGUGUUUUAUUUUUUUUAAAUUUACUUAUUUAUUUGUUGUUUUUAUUGUUGCGUUUUGAAGUCGUGUUGGGGGCAGCUUGUGUUAAACGCGCGCGUGUGUGUGUUUGAAAUAAUCAACAAAAAAAACCAAAACCGCAAAUGCAGUAAUAUUUAUAAAUGUUUCCCCUGUGGUUAAAGCAAUGUUUAUACCACCACCACAACAACAACAAGAAAAAUAAUAAAAAGCAAUUGCGCAAAUAAAAUAGUAAUGUUAUGAACGUGUUCAUGAGCGACAUGAACUAAUACUACUAGUAUUAAUAAUAAAAGCGAAAAUGAUGAUGUUGACGAAGCAGUUGAUGCUGUUGCUGGAUGUUUGUUGAUGCACAAUAAUUUCUUAAAUUGAUGCUCACACUCUUACGCUGCCGCUGCCGCUGCUCUGUCAACUAACUGCUGUCAUCGCUAUUUGCGUGUUAAUUGAAAAAACAAAAAAAAACAGAAACAACAACAACUACAAACAUCCCGUUUUGGGUAGAGCGCAUGUGUUUCAAUGAUGUUACUGCCUUCGGGGCGUUCGAAUAGUGAUGUCUAUCCGCUACAAAAUGUUACAACAACAGCAGCUGCGAGUGUGGGUGCCAACAAGCCAUUGCUACUGACAAGAACAUCAUCGCCACAAUUGACAACAACAACAACAACAGCAGCAGCAACAUUGGGCGGCCUAGGCGCAAUAACGGCGCCCAAUGGCGGGCCCAAUGCCAACGCGAACGCCUACGCUACUCAAAACGCUGUGACACAAGCACAAGAAACAGACACAACACUGGCAACAGUGGCAGCCACAACAACAGCAACAACAACGGCCGGAAGUCUGUCAGAGGCCGGAACACAGGCGGGCGUUGCCGCUGACCGCAUUACGACGACAACAGCAGCAACAAUCGAGCCACAGCCCCACAGUCUUGGCAUUGGCGGUUACUAUCCGCCACUAUUGGGCCACCGCGUGGCCCAUGCGGCCGCUGUUUCGGUGCUGAGUGGUGCCGGAAAUUGGGCCGAAAUUGAUCGACACUUGGAGGCCAUACAGGAGAAGCUAAAAGCUGGCUGGACGGCGCAUGUGGGCAAGGAGGGCAGGCUCUACUAUUGCAACCACUUGACGCAAUCGUCUGGCUGGUUACCCGCCUGUGAGGAUUGGAGCAAACACGAGGAGCUGCCAUACGGUUGGGAACGUGCCAUAGACUCCAAGGGUCGUUCUUAUUACAUCAAUCAUCUGAAUAAGACGACCACUUACGAGGCACCCGAAUGCAUACGCUGGGACGAGCAUCCGCCGGAGCCACGCCUAGUCGUGUUACAGCGCAACGCCAGUCUGGGGUUUGGGUUUGUGGCCGGCAGCGAGCGUCCGGUUAUUGUGCGGUUCGUGACGGAAGGUGGACCGAGCAUCAACAAACUACAGCCGGGCGAUCAAAUACUGGCCGUGAACGCGGAGGACGUAAAGGAUGCGCCACGCGACCACGUCAUUCAACUGGUGCGUGCCUGUGAGGCGCAGGUGUCGCUUCUCGUCUGCCAACCCAUGGCCCAUUGUGUGGUGCCCGGACGCAAGUCGACGCUCUUGUCGGCGGGCAAGCGGGCCAAGCUGCGAACCCGACCCAGUCGUGUACGCUUUGCGGAAAGCGUGUGCGUCAAUGGUGCGCCGCUGUUUCCGCCCUCGGCCUUUUCGCUCGGCGACAUUUGUGUGCCACCCAUGGCUAAUGUGCUCAAAGUCUUUCUGGAGAACGGGCAGACGAAAUCGUUUAAGUACGAUGCGACCACAACAGUACAGGAUGUGGUUAGCUCCCUGCUCGACAAGCUUUGUCUGUGCUGCGGCGAGCUCUUCAGUCUUGUGCUGGAGCAUGUGAAGAGCCUCAAACGCAAUAAGCUGACGUUGCUCGAUCCUGAAGAAUCGUUGGCGCGCGUUGCCGCGCGUCCGGGAGCUCAUAAGCUGCGCUGUCUCUUUCGCAUCACCUUUGUGCCCAUUUCGGCCGCGGAAUUGGCUCAGAAGGAUCUGAAUGCGCUCGACUAUUUGUAUAUGCAGUGCUGCAAUGAUGUCAACCAGGAGCGCUUUGCACCCGAACUACAGCCGGAGGUGGCCCUACGUUUGGCCGCUCUCCAUAUGCAUCAGCAUGCAUUGGCCAACAACUUUUCCCCUGCCAAGCUGACCGUCAAAGUGGUUGAACGUGAAUUUGGAUUGGAGCGUUUUGUGCCCGUCAGUCUGUGCGAGGGCAUGAAACGCAAAGAGCUGCGACGACUCAUAUCACACUUCUUGAAGCUCAAUGCCGAGAUGACCGGCUCGUCUAGCAAGGUUCUGACACAGUUGCAGGCCAAGCUACACUAUUUAGAUAUAAUCGCUAAUUUACCAAGCUACGGCGCCAAAUGUUUCAGCACAAACCAAAGAGAGGGUGUGGAGCGUGUGUUGCUAAUCAGUCCACGCUUUGGCCUCAGUCAGAUAUCCAGCGCUCGCAAUUCGGUGUCCAAAAAUUUCGGCCAGCCACAGCCCAUAUCGGCCAUUGAAGACUUUACGCACGUGAUUGUAAAUCGCGAGGAUGAUGUGACGUGCAGUGUUUCGAUUUUCAUGCUGGGAGAGCGGGCGGUGAAGUUCAUCAUGGAGGAUCGCGAUGCCUGCGAGUUUAGUCUCGUGCUGGGCGGUUACUAUCGUCUCCUAACGGGCAAUUUGCUGACGAUUGUGCGUGAACGCGAGCCCUACGACGAGGACAAUGCCCCGUCGUUCCUGGCGCAGCAUACUGUGCUGCCUGCUGGUUGGAGCUAUUUGCUGCCAUUCCACACCCGCGCGCAUAGCGUUAACUUUUUGAUGGCACCGCCAUAUCAUCCCAUGCCGCAAAACGCAAUUUUAUCGCAGGUCGAGGCACAACAGCAGCAGCAGCAGCAACAACAGCAGCUGCCUUAUAUGAGCUCUACGGCCAUGGAUUUGGACAUACACAGCGUUAUGGCCACGGAGCUGUUGGAGGAGGCUAAGGAUUCGGGUCUGAGCGAUAGCAGCGGCAGCAACUAUUGCGAGCGUACUGGAGCGGGCGGUGCCUAUAUUGAGGCCAAAAACGAGCAGGUUUUGCGACGUGUACACGAAAUGCAGCAACUGGUUCAGAGCUCGGAGCAAUAUCUGCUGGCCGAGCAGGGCGAGGACUACGAGACGGCACAACGACGCAACGGAAAUGCUGGAUACAUGGCCAAAGGGGGUGGAGGGGCUGCACUCUCCAGCAGCGGUGCCAUGGGUGUGCUCGAAUUUGACAGCGAUUGCGAUAGUUUGAACAGCAGCAAGGUCUCUUCCACCGAGGAGGCAACUCCAUCUGGCAGUGGCAUCGGUCCUAUGAAGCACAGCGACUCAUUAACACUGCUGGCGGAGACUAUUAGUCACGAUCUGAGUGGCAUAGCGCAGGGUCUUAGCUCCAUAGGAGGCCAGCAGGAAACAGGAACAGGCACCCCACCGACUGGGGCGCCAGCCACACCCAAACGCAAGCCUAGCCUGUGCAGCACCUCCAGUCCGCGACCGCAACGCAAGCUGAACGGAUUCAGUCAGCUAUUGAGCGAUUUGCAAGCGCUGGGCACCGAUUACUCGCAGAGCGAAAGCGAUUCCGAGUCUGUGGCUUCGCCUACACAAUCGCCGACCACACGUCGCCCCCAGCUAUUGGCCACAGGGGCCAAACAGAACUUGGCGUAUCGCAGCAGCUUUGGGCUACACAGUCCCGAUGGCACUAACUUUGGCAACGAGACCAAGGACUACAAUUUGAAGGAGUAUCUGAAGCAAUUGAAGGAAAUAAGCAAUGUGGAGGCGGCCGAUACGGAUGUGGCCGCCAAGAAGUUAUCCGAAAUCUAUGGCUUUGAGAUACGCGAAGACACAUUCAUUGAGACGGACACAGAUCUGAUUGAUUUGCGUGCCAUACCGCCGCCACAAACGCCCGAUGAGCUGGACUCGCUAUCGCUGCUGAAUGCGGCACCGCCAAAGGGUUUCGAGGGUGGCGUCGAUUUGGACAGCUUUCUCGAGAAGGUGGUGGUGGCGCCACCCACCCAAAAAGCCACACCCGCCAAGGAACUGACACCCGAGGAGAUAAUGUCCUUCAUAAUACCGCCGCCACCAAACCUAGAGGACACACAGCAACGCCUCCCCAGCGAUGAUGGCUACGCAGCGCAAACAGAAUCGUUGUACAGCAACUCAGUGCAGGCCAAACGCGCCUUUUUCCAGUCCACUAACAGCAACAGCCUGACCAGCUUCCAACCUUUAGCUCGCUGUAAUGGCAAUGGCAAUAGUGCGAGCAGCAACAACUCGCACGUGAUUGAGUACGCCACUGUGGAGCGUAAGAGUAAGUUUUCCUGCUGUCCCAAGUCGAAGAAGGACGAGCUGAACGAUGUGGCAGCGGUAGAGAGCGACCUCAAGCUUCCACCACGCACAGCCACUGCAGAGCAGGCGCCUGCGCCACCGGCCCGACCGCCAAAGAGCGCCGAACUGAUGCAGCGUUACUCACCGAAGAAGCAAGUGCGCAUAGGUGCCACCAUACACACCCCCCUGCCGCCGCUCUUCUCAUCCGGUGGGGGCGGUGGCGCCCGCGAGGUGUGUCCGCCACAAUUGCCGCCACGCGUCAGCCCCACCGCGACCGCAACGACGGCAACAACGGAACAAAUGUCGGUGAGUGCUGUCGCUAACCAGCCGCCCCGAAAACCCCCGCUGCCACCCAUUGCCAAUCGUCCGACACUCCAACGUAUUGUGAAUGUGAAUGGCAGCCUGAAUGGCAACCUGAACAAGGCACAGCCACAACAACCCAAUCCACCCAUACCGGCAACAGCACGCGUUGUCCAGCAACCCAGCACCACGCAUUCCAAUGCCACGCCACCGCUUAUACCAAAGAAGCCACAGCAGCUUUACGGCGAGAAGCUAAUCAUAAAGAAUGGUCAUAUCAUUGACGGCGAGGCGCUGCUGGCCAAGACAGAUGUCGCCAUGGCCGGGUUACUCAUCAAGCUCGACCAGGUGGCGGCGCAGUGUUCGGCGGCCCAGGCAGCCGGCGGUGGUGCCAGCAUCGAUGAGGAGAAAUUUCAGCGCGCCCGCAACGAACUGACCGAACAAACUUUGGCUUUAGUGACGGCUUCCAAGUUUCUAGUCGCCGCCAUGUCUGAUAUGACGCUGUUGACGUUGCCCGAACACCUCACCUCCUGUCUGACGGCCAUCCGGCGCAUCACCGAGCUGACGCAAGAUAUGACGCGUCACACAUCAGCGCCGCUGCAGACCCGCAACAUUGUGCUGAAGGUGCACGAUGUAGCCUCCAGCUUCCGAGAGCUGGUGGGCGUACAGAUGGGACCCUUGGGCGCCGGCCAGUUGGCCCUACAGGCCGAGUGUCUGGCCAAUGUCCUGGCAACGCUUUUGCGCAGUCUGCGUGUCUUUUCGCCCUAAGAUACCCAAUUACGAAACUAACUAUCUUCAAACCCCAACAUAUCGCACUCUAUCUCUCAAUCUUUUAUACGAGGGUUGCCUUCUAUGCUACGGGAAAAGAGAACAAAAAUACGUUCUUAUUGAAUUUAUUUUCGAAUAACUUUUUUCAGGAGGUCGCAUCUCCAUAACUAGCUUUUCAAAAGCUCCAACGGUUUCUGAGGGCAUCAAAAAACGUUGACCUCGAAUUAAAGGAAGUCUUUGGUUUCUGAAAAUGAGCAAGGGGAACAAAAAGAAAGGGGGUAAAACAAGGAACCACAGCUACCUAGCUACUUAGCUGUUGUCCGGGUAUACUAAAUGCUGCAGUCCCCUUAAAGCUAUUUCCGCUACUUUUAUAUCCAGUCCUUAAUCGCUCCACCGGGAAGCAUCAUCUAGUACCGCACAUAUCUAUGAUUUCAUGAAAUGCUUCUCCAAUUUGAAAAUCAGCAGGGCUUAACAAAAGGGAACGACUUCCUACGACUUGAACCGUUUUAGCGGUUCCUUGUCUCAACCCCUCUUUGAGGAGUAUUUUAAGGUUGCUAAAUAGCUUUUAUAUAACAGUUUAUUCUCAGCUCAUUUAAUUCUUUCGUCAAGCCUUUCCUAGUAGGGUCUUAAAGCUGUUUUCUUCUUUUUCUCGAAUUAUAAAAGGCAACCUACAUAUCGCUCAACUCUGCUCCCCCUCUGUCAACUCUUACGAGUAACUAUGCAUGUGUAGUAGUCACAUAUAUACGAUUUAUAGUAAUAAUAUAUAAUCCUGCAACAUACAUAUAUAUCAACUAAAAUAUACACUUACAUACAUAUUUACAAGGCUCUGUAACUAUUUUACAGGUGAACAGCAACUUCAAAGAGUCUGUUGUCUGAUUGUAGGCUAACAUACGUAAAAGAAAUUAACUCGACUUUUUCUAAAAAUUUAACACAAUAUACAUACAUACUAUAUAUAUAUAUAUGCAACUUUAAUAUCGAUUUUAUCACUUAAUCGCAUGCAACUAACUCGAAUUUCCAACUAUCUUCCUCCCCCUAAACCACUUAGUGGGCCCCACGUUGGGCGCCACGACCUUUUGCACUCACUUUAGUGGUAAAUAUCCUCAAACCUACAUACAUAUUGUAACACCAUGACUUGACUAUAUAGACCAAUUUAUAUGACAAAACAAAUGAGAACUCAAAUCAAAUAUCUAUAUCUUUAUUAUAAUUAAUUACAUAUUUAAUUACGAUAUUCGUAUAUUUUCUUAUGUACAUAUUUCUAUACCAUAUUACAAAGAUACACAAUAAAAUUAUAUAUAUAUAUA
This is a messenger RNA of Scaptodrosophila lebanonensis, 6923 nucleotides long. RefSeq lists its product as uncharacterized. NCBI's taxonomy places the organism in Eukaryota, Metazoa, Arthropoda, Insecta, Diptera, Drosophilidae. The transcript has 11 exons. Gene Ontology annotation, cellular component: cytoskeleton. The coding region runs from base 754 to 5622 and encodes 1622 amino acids. The record is from RefSeq and is a predicted model, not a curated record. Gene Ontology annotation, molecular function: protein binding.